Messenger RNA from Fonsecaea erecta, 738 nucleotides. RefSeq lists its product as hypothetical. NCBI's taxonomy places the organism in Eukaryota, Fungi, Ascomycota, Eurotiomycetes, Chaetothyriales, Herpotrichiellaceae. Gene Ontology annotation, molecular function: acyltransferase activity, transferring groups other than amino-acyl groups. The record is from RefSeq and is a predicted model, not a curated record. Bases 1 to 738 code for a protein of 245 amino acids. The transcript is spliced from 2 exons.
AUGCAUGUCCGACCUGCCCAUGCGACCGAUCUUGCAGACCUGGCUACCAUCGCUAGAGACGCCAUGUAUUAUGACGAGCUGACCGUGGUCCUAGCCCCUCAUCGUCACCGACAUCCAGAAUGUCUCCGCCAGGGGAUUCUCAGACGUUUAAAGAAGCGCUUCUACGAUGGACACGUCGUCCUUGCUGCUGUGUCGGAUGAGAAUGACAUUUGGUGGGACGGCGUAGAGAGGGUGGUCGGCCAUCUAUCGGCCAGCUCUACUAAGCAGAAGAAAAUGGACACAGAGACGGAGAAGAAACCAUGGCUGCCAUUUUCCUGGAACGAGCUGGAGCUCCGACUCCUACGUCUGGAGGACCUCUUCGCAUGGUACACUCACGCCGAUCAAUCACUCUCGCGAAAAGCAUGGGCACAGUUCGUAAACGGUCCCCAUGACACUCGACCUUUUGCAAACAUCAAAGAAUAUUGGCACGUAGACCACGUAUCCGUCGACCCGGCCUAUCAAAGGAAAGGCAUCGGAUCUGCAAUGAUCAAGUGGCUGCAGAACAUUGCGGCCGAGGACAAUUUACCCAUCAUUCUUGUGGCAAGCCACCAAGGUCGACCGAUGUACCAAAAGUCAGGUUUUGUGGACCGUGGCCCUUCGGUGAUGGGACUUGGUCUAGUCAACGAAGCAAUGGCAUGGUUCCCGCCGGCCAUGUCCACCUCGCAUUCAGCUGGCGAGACCGAGGAUGGUUGCCCCUGA